GGCGUGGGGUGGUGGUGGGGCCCAUCGUGAGCCAGACCCUGUCUGACGUGUUCUGUGAUAACGAGUAUGGGCCCAACUUCCUGUUCAGGAACAACGGAGACGGAACCUUCACCGACGUGGCGCAGCAGGCUGGGGUGGAGGACCCCAUGCAGCACGGCCGCGGGGUGGCGCUCGCUGACUUCAACCGUGACGGCAAGACGGACAUCGUCUACGGCAACUGGAACGGACCGCACCGCCUGUACAUGCAGAUGAGCAACAGCCGCAAGCAAAAGUUCAAGGACAUAGCAUCACAGAAGUUCUCCAUGCCUUCCCCGGUGAGGACCGUCAUCGUUGCAGACUUUGACAACGACAACGAGCUGGAGGUGUUCUUCAACAACAUCGCCUACAGAGGCUCAUCUGCCAACCGACUGUUCAGGGUGACCAGGAGAGAGCAUGGGGACCCCCAGAUAGAGGAGCUGAACGUGGGGGAGGCAGCAGAGCCAGAAGGCCGAGGGACAGGGGCGGUGGUGACCGACUUUGACGGGGAUGGCCGACUGGACCUGCUGGUGUCUCAUGGAGAGAGUGCAGCUCAGCCCAUAUCCAUCUACAGAGUCAACCAGGGUAUCUCUAACUCCUGGCUGCGUGUGAUCCCCCGUACCCAGUUUGGGGCGUUUGCCCGCGGUGCCAAGGUGGUGGUCUACACCAAGAGGAGCGGGCCCCACACCCGCAUCAUCGACGGGGGGUCGGGAUACCUGUGUGAGAUGGAGCCGGUCGCUCACUUUGGUCUUGGUAAGGAUGUGGCCACCAGUCUUGAGGUGUACUGGCCAGAUGGACGCUCAAUGGCUCGCCCUCUGGAACCCUCGGAGGUCAACUUUGUCCUGGAGGUGCCCUACCCCCGCGACAAGGAGGAGGUCACGCCAGCCCUGGAGAUAGAGUGUGGCCAGGGGUUUACCAUGAAGGAAAACGGACGCUGUACAGAUCAGGAUGAGUGUACCCACUUUCCAUCUGUCUGUCCUCUGGACCGCCCUGUGUGCACCAACACAUACGGCAGCUAUAAGUGUCGCGCCAACAAGAGGUGCAGCCAGGGGUUUGAACCCAACGAUGACGGCUCUGCCUGUGUGGCCCAGGUGGCCUACUUUGGGGACACGCGUUCCUCUGCCGUGCGGCGGUGGCCUGGUCUCUCUCCCUGUUCUCUCUCCGCUCUGCUGCCACUUCUGUGUGUCCACCUCCACACAGCACUACUGUAGCCCGCCCUUCACCUCCCUCCGGAACCUUCCCUCCUUCCUGGCCUCCUUUCCCUCUCUCCACAUCAGUCGUUCCUGGGGUG
Messenger RNA from Hypomesus transpacificus, 1306 nucleotides. Its product is annotated as cartilage acidic protein 1-like. NCBI's taxonomy places the organism in Eukaryota, Metazoa, Chordata, Actinopteri, Osmeriformes, Osmeridae. The record is from RefSeq and is a predicted model, not a curated record. The transcript is spliced from 10 exons. Gene Ontology annotation, molecular function: calcium ion binding. The annotation marks the transcript as partial. Gene Ontology annotation, biological process: axonal fasciculation.